Anolis sagrei ordinatus is the source of this 3632-nucleotide messenger RNA. RefSeq names its product zinc finger protein 436-like. The record is from RefSeq and is a predicted model, not a curated record. Gene Ontology annotation, molecular function: DNA-binding transcription factor activity, RNA polymerase II-specific. NCBI's taxonomy places the organism in Eukaryota, Metazoa, Chordata, Lepidosauria, Squamata, Anolidae. Gene Ontology annotation, biological process: regulation of transcription by RNA polymerase II. Gene Ontology annotation, cellular component: nucleus.
CUCCUCCCUCCGCCCUGGAAAGGAGUCCGGAAGAGAAGAAGCAGAGCCUACAAAGAGAGGAAGGAAGGGCAGGCGGGCUGCUCUCGCUCGUUGCCUUUGCUGCCUUCUAGGCCAUGGGCCUUUGGUUCAUGACAUAAUACGACGGGUUCUUCAUCCGGAAUGGAAACUACUUUGGAGUCUAGAGUGAAGAUGGAGGAGCCAAACCCACCCAGCUCUGAUGGAGAAAAAGAGCCCAAUGCAACAUGGGAUAGGAAAAGUCUUGUUUCCUGCAGGAGAACUGCAGUGCAUGUCCUGGACGAAAGAGCGUUGAACUCGGAUGUCCAGUGCCAACGUUUCCGCUGCUUCCGCUUCCAGGAGGCCGAGGGCCCUCGCGAAGUUUGCAACCAGCUUCAUGCUCUUUGCAGCCAGUGGCUGAAACCAGAGCAACACACCAAGGCGGAGAUGCUGGAUCUGGUGAUCCUGGAGCAGUUCCUGGAUGUCCUCCCCCCAGAGAUGGAGAGCUGGGUCAGGGAAUGUGGGGCGGAGACCACUUCCCAGGCGGUGGCCCUGGCUGAGGGCUUCCUCCUGACUCAGGCAGAGGUGAAGAAGAUGAGGCAGGAAAAGCAGCAGGAAACUCAUCUCCUUCAGGCCCAGGAGGUCCCACCUGACGUUGGUCAGAGAUUCCCUUCCAGGUGGGUCAAGCUGGAAGGGGACAGAAGAGCCGCUCCACUGGGAGACGAAUUCAGGAAGCUGGAAAGAUGUAAGAGCUCAUUUCCUUGUGAAGUGGGAGAAAUGGCCUCAGUGGAACAGGAUCAGGUGACGUUUGAGGAUGUGGUUGUACAUUUCAGCGAGGAGGAGUGGGCCCUGCUGGGUCUGGAUCAACGGAGCCUCCACUGGGAGGUCAUGGAAGAAAAUUAUAAGAUGGUGGCUUCUCUUGGUGGUGAUGGGCAGGGGAGUGAAAAUGGAGAAGCGCCAUAUAAAGUGUGGAUAAAAACAGAGAAAUGUGAAGAAGAGGAAGAGGAGAACCUAAGAAUGGAAGCAGAAGAAGACGGAAUGAACCAGUGUUUUGUUGAUAUCUGGGAAAUUCAAGAAAAAUCAGACGAAACCAGGGAGAUCUGGAACUACCUUGCCUAUGAGAAAGGCUUCCUCCAUGAGGGAUCGCACAUUAAAGAUGACAUCACAAACCACAUAGAGGAAGGGCAACCUAAUUGCUACCAAUCAGGAGAAAGCUUUGGGUGUAGCAUAUAUCUUACGAACCAUGAGGAAUACCAUAUGGUAGAGAAGCCAUAUAAAUGCCUGGAGUGUGGGAAAGGCUUCUAUCACAGUGCAAAUCUUAGCAGGCACAAAAAAACGCACAUGGUUGAGAAACCCUAUAAAUGCCUGGAGUGUGGAAAGGGCUUUGCUGAAAAGAGGAAUCUCAUAGGGCAUGAAAUGAAUCACAGGGGAGAGAAACCCUAUAAGUGUCUGCAAUGUGGGAAGGGCUUUAGCUACAAAUCAGUGCUCAAAAGCCACCAGAACAGUCAUAUGGAAGAGAAAUCAUACACAUGCCAGGAGUGUGGGAAGAGCUUCAGUUGGAGAUCGACCCUCACGCGGCACCAAAAAACGCACUUGGGAGCAAAGCCGUAUGCAUGCUUGGAGUGUGGGAAAUGCUUUGCCGAAAAGAGAACUCUCCUUGGGCACGAAAUGAACCACAGAGGAGAGAAACCCUAUCAAUGUUCGAAAUGCGGGAAGUGCUUCAGCUUCAAGUCAGUCCUCAAAACUCACCAGAAUAGUCACACGGAAGAGAAAUCGUACACGUGCCUGGAGUGCGGGAAGAGCUUCAAUCAGAGAGCAACUCUCAAGAGGCACCAAAACAGCCACUUUGGAGAAAAGCCACACAAAUGCCUGGAGUGUGGAAAGUGCUUCCACCAAAGAGGAGACCUCAGUCGGCACGAAAAGACCCACAUCGGAGAGAAGCCGUUUAAAUGCCUGGAGUGUGGGAAAGGCUUUGCUGAAAAGAGGAGCCUCCUUGGGCACGAAAUGAUCCACAGGGGAGAGAAACCCUAUAAAUGCCUGGAGUGUGGGAAGAGCUAUAGCUACAAAUCAGUCCUCAAAACUCACCAGGAGAGCCAUAGAGCAGAGAAGGCGUACAUCUGCCAAGAGUGUGGAAAGAGCUUUAGUAAGAGGUCGGCCCUCGCUAGACACCAGAAUAUUCACGCCAUGAAGAAAACGCAGACAGAUGAAAAGCCACCAUGGCUUUUGUGUAGUUUCCCUCCAGUUGAUGCAAGCGGUCUUGGAUCAUCUUUUGACACAAGUUGAGUACUGGUCUUGUGAUACUAUUUGUGCUUUUCUGACUGAUAUGAUGUUUUCUUUUCUGCGGUAAGUUCUUUUGUUUGGUGCUUGUUUUGGAAACUUCUUUAUGAUUCGUUCAGUUUCUUCUCGGCUUUUGCAGAUUUGGACAAAUCAAGGUUUUAUGUGGCCUCAGGGUGUAAUGGUUUGAGCAUUGGACUGCCACUCUGGAGACGAGGGCUCGAAGUCUCAUGUGGGAAUGGAAACUCGCUUGAUGACCUUGAUCAAGUCGCCUUCUCUCAGCCUCAGUGGAAGGCAGAAGCAAAGCCCCUUGGACACAUCCUGCCAAGAAGUUCCUGUGCUAGUGUUGCCUUAGAGUAGUAUCUCUCAACCUUCCAAAUGCCGCGACCCCUUAAUACAGGUCCUCAUGUUGUGGUUGUUGCACAGCAAGUGGAUCUUAGCCACAUCCCAAGCACAAGACAUUCAGGCAAGAGUAGAAAUGAACAGAAAAAUCUUUACUCUUAAUAGCAAAGAUGAAACACAAACUUGUGCAUACAAAAACAAACAGUGCAGGAAACUUACAUAGUCUUUGUAAGUAACACAAAAUAAGGCAUCUUCAUCUUAAGUCAAAUGAGAAAGCAAAACAUAAACCUUGAGAAAAAGCUCUCCAGAACUGUAUUCUAAAAACCCAUACAGUUAUACCCUAUCAGGUGUGGUCCAAGAUUGCUGGUUGACCUACAUUACCAGCUGCACAUGAUAAUUACCAUCAUAAGGUUUUUCUUCAACACACACACACACACGGUCCUGCUACAACUUACUUUAACAGUGAUGACUCCCAACCAUGACAUUAUUGUCGAAGGCUUUCAUGGCUGGAAUCACUGAGUAGUUGUGUGUCCAAGAUUGCUGGUUGACCUACAUUACCAGCUGCACAUGAUAAUUACCAUCAUAAGGUUUUUCUUCAACACACACACACACACACACUUGGUCCUGCUACAACUUAUUGUAACAGUGGUGACCCCCAAUCAUGACAUUAUUGUCGAAGGCUUUCAUGGCUGGAAUCACUGAGUUGUGUGUUUUCCGGGCUGUCUGGCCAUGUUCCAGGAGCAUUUUCUCCUGACGUUUUGCCCACAUCUAUGGCAGGCACCCUCAGAGGUUGAAGCGUCUGUUGGAAACUAGGCAAGUGGGGUUUAUAUAUCUGUGGAAUAAUGUCCAGGGUGGGAGAAAGAACUCUGUUCUGUUUGAGGCAAGUGUGAAUGUUGCAGUUGGCCAUCUUGAUUAGCAUUGAAUGGCUUUGCUGCUUCAAAGCUUGGCUGCUUCCAUCCUGGGGGGGAAUCCUUUGUUGGGAGGUAAACACAACAACCCAUAAAAUUAUUUUCGUUGCUACU